Messenger RNA from Trachymyrmex cornetzi, 789 nucleotides. RefSeq lists its product as uncharacterized. The transcript has 3 exons. The record is from RefSeq and is a predicted model, not a curated record. The coding region runs from base 1 to 789 and encodes 262 amino acids. Gene Ontology annotation, cellular component: plasma membrane. Gene Ontology annotation, biological process: detection of chemical stimulus involved in sensory perception of smell; sensory perception of smell. Gene Ontology annotation, molecular function: odorant binding; olfactory receptor activity. NCBI's taxonomy places the organism in Eukaryota, Metazoa, Arthropoda, Insecta, Hymenoptera, Formicidae.
AUGGACAUUACAAAACGUUCAGGAUACAGAGAUUUUAUGUGGGCAGUAAAUCUACAUCGUGUAGGUUUCAAAAUGGUGGGUUUGUGGCCUAAACUCAACAAAUGUACUAAGAAAAGUUUGUGGCCAGAAAUUUGGUUCGGCAUCGUUCUUAUUUUAUUGAUAUUUGUUUGUAAUAUUCCAAUGAUAUGUGCAGUUAUACAAGUUUGGGGCAAUAUGCUAUUUGUAAUAAACAAUUUACAGACAGCAUUACCCCAGCUGAUGGUAUCAUUGAAAUACAUUAUCAUACGACGGAAACAAACAGUACUCUUGUCAAUUGUAAAUAUGAUGGCGGAAGAUUGGAUGGCAUUCAAGAUGGAUGAAGAAAGAGAUGUGAUGAUAAAACGAGCACAAACAGGACGAUUAAUUAUGAUGAUUGGAUAUGCUCUCGUGGUAAUAGGGUUUCUCACAUUAAUUAUUCUUCCUUGUUUUGGCAUUCAAGUAACACACGUAACAAAUUCUACGGGUCGGUAUAAAGCAUUACCGUUGGAAACGUAUCACUUCUACAAUACAGAUAAGAGUCCGCAAUUUGAGUUGACAUAUUUUAUUCAGACUGUGACAACGUUGUUAGCAGCUAUUACUUAUAUGUCUAUAGAUAUUUUUCUAGUACUAACAGUUCUUCAUAUUUGUGGCCAGUUAGAAAACUUUAGAUAUCGAUUAAUUAAUUUGAUUUCAUGCAAAAACUUCAAUAAAGUUUUAAACAACAUUGUGACGACCCAUUUACGUCUUAUCAGGUAUGAAUUUUUAUUGUGA